GCUUUUUAAUUUGCCAGGAAAAGUUUCAAUUUAAAAUUCCUUUUUAAGAGGUAUACCGUGUAUAAUCCGCCAACUCCGUGAAAAAAAACACUUAAUAUCCUUAUAUCCAUAUCGUCAAUAUAUCGGUUAUUUCAAACUUUUAUUAUCAGAGCGCUGUCUGUGAUGAACCAUUUGGGGGUAUGACAAGAAGAAAAAACCCAUUUAUUAGUGGACCAUGAUGUACUAUCAUCCGAUAAAGCCGUGAUGGAUCCUUCAACUCUGUGAAAUUUAAAAAGCGCGUUUUCUUGCUUUCUGAUGACUAACAAAAAUAAUUUAAAAAUUAAAAUAUAUUCAUUAGAAAACAUUUUCGACUCAUUGGGCCCUGACAAAAGGUAUAACAUGACCUUAAUUAUAAUCAAUUAACUGAUUAACAAUAUAUAUAUCAAAAAUGACCACCGUCGCACUUGACUUAAAAAUCACAAAAAGGUAUAGCUGGCUGAACUUACCGUUAAAUUUUCGUCAUGCGCAAGUUCAGACACCCCUAAAAUGAUUAAAUUGUAGUAUCAAACCCCGAAUUGAAUUCAUUCAUUAAAAAUUGUAGACAGAGCUGUGGUAAGUUGUAGGCUUUGAAAGCAGUUUCAUGGAGUUAUCGGAUUCACGGAGUUGGCGGAUAAUACGCUAUACAGUUUAAAAUUUUCUAUGUCUUCCACAAUUGUUCUAACAUUGGUUAUGUAUGGUCAUAGAUUGGGCAAUCGACUCUUCAGACUAACCACCCAUAUGUCACUGUCAAAAGAUUGGACGCGUUCCAAGAUUGGACAGAACACUGCCAUUGAUACGAUUCUCUCACUCUGCUAUGGUUCACUUCUCUUUGAAAAACGACAUCUUUUCUCUAUCAAAAUAUCCCCUUUGUUCCUGCAAGAUCUUCUCUUUCAUUUGAAACAUUUCUCUUCCAAAGUGUGAAACACUUCUUUUCCAUGAACUCAAAAAAUUCCCAGAUCCAAUUUUGGUCUGAGAUAUUGAUUGAGCUGGAUUUUGAUAGCUUCUGUUUUUGAAUCAAAGACCAUACCAGGUCAUGACAAAGAUUAAGUGUAUUUCAUGCCAGCAAUUUAUAAUUUGUUUUACAUGAACAACAGUUAAGAGAGAAAACGAGAGCAAAAUUUUUGUAAAUUUAACUUAUAGAAAACUUAAAAAUUGCAAAAAAAACUCCAUUUGAAAAUUUUUGCUAUUGUGGCUGAAGAGUUUUUUCAAUGUGAAUCAAAAAGGUUGCAAAAGAAUUAUCAACAACUUACCAUGCUGAUCUAUGUUGAGAGUAAAGUGUUUCCCAACAAAACAUUUGUUUUGUUGGUCAACCAAUUGGACACCAUUGCGCGGGCUCGUGCUCAGAUGUUGCAUACACUGUAUGAACUUGGAAAAUCAGAUCAUCAAUUCAGAUUCAGAUUUAAAGGAAUUUACUUAAGAGAUGCAUACACGUUCGAGGAUUACAAAAUUCUGGACAGCUCAGUUAUUAAAAUGGUACCAAUGGCUAAAUCGAGGCGAGAGAUUUUACUUGAUUCUAACGAUUCACAACUGCAUACACUGGAUGAGCUUGACAAGAUAGCAAAAAAGAAAAAACAAAAGCAGAAAGAAAAUCUAAUUGAUGAAGUUCAACUUGCAUUGUUAAAAGAAGUCACUAUUUUUAACAGAAGAGAAAAGCUGAUUGCAAUUUUUAGGGUGUUGCUGUGGAUUCAUUUUCUUGGUAUGCUUUUGUCAUUACUUACAGUGUAUCCAUAUGCUGCACUAUGGACAGGUAUCAUUGUGAUUUAUGGAUUUUCGUAUUGUCCGAACUACACUCGAAUUGGAGGCUACGUUGGAGUAACAAACAUUAGUAAAGAAUAUUUUCUCAUCACCUUCUGUGUUGGUAUGUUGCUUAACCUUGCUGCGUCUAUUGUGAUGGGUGUCUUCUUGCUACAAGAUGCUAUUAAUCAUGGCUGUGCUGAAUUCAAAGGAGACUGUUCUCAUAUGAAUGUGUGGUCAGUUAUUCUGUAUUUUGGCCAUUCUGUGUUUUUACUUGCGACAAUGGUGUUAAUAGGAUUUAUGUACUGGAACUUUAAAGUUGAGGUUGGAGACAUUAUUGAAUUCUUUCUGGUGCAAAACAAAGAUGUAACUAAAGUACUUCGUCUUGCAAAAGUUGGAAGGUUGAAAGAACGCAGAAAUGCAGCUUUUGAACUGGCCAGUCUUGCUGCUACUGGCUACGACGCAAAAAAUAAGAUUGUGGAGAAUGAGGGAUUGCAAGUGCUGAUGAAUUUGGCUCUUUGUCCAGAUGAAACAACGCAGGAAUAUGCAACAGAAGCGCUUGCUGAACUACUUACAGUAUCAAAUAUACAAGACCAGUUCAUUGAACUCGGAGGUGCAAGAACAUUGUGUGCUUUGUUGCAUAGCAACAGUGAACGUUUAAUGAAUGAAGCUGUCAUGGCUAUUUCGUAUAUUGUGGCGGAUAGUGAGAGCAACAAACAUGCAAUCGUUGCUGAAGAUGGUCUGUACGAUCUAUCAUCUGCUGCUAAAAAAGCUUCUACACAAUCGGGUCAAAUCAUUGCUGGCAUAUAUCUGGAACUGUCAUUUAGUCCAGAAAUCAGACCAACACUAGCCUCGGAUUCUCAUUCAGCUUCAGCACUUGUUCAUCUUUGCAAGUCACGUGAUGACGAAACGAAAAGACUUUCCCUACAAACGUUGGAAUUGCUUGCCAUUGAAAAUCCUGAUUUUGUUAUUAAAAGAGAAGAUUUGCAAGACUAUUUGAUUCAUGUUCCGAUAUCAACACCAGAUGAUCAGUUAUGUUUGCUGGCUGGGAAAAUUUUGUUAUAUUAUGCCGAAACUGAAGCAACUUGCAAGAAGCUGAUUUCCUCUCCAGAUCUUAAAGAAUCGUUACUUCAGUUUUCUUACAGUCCGGAUCCCGUACUGCAAAGUGUAGUGGCAAAGAUAAUACUGGCCAUAUUGGAUAACACAGAAAACAGACAAGAAGUACUUUCUAUUGGUAUUAUUGAGGUGCUCGCUUAUCUCCAUGACAACUGCCUUGAUCGCGAGACUUGGGAAAUGGCGGAGAAAGCUAUUGAUACUCUGCACGGUAUAACAAUGACGUUGAAGAAAAGCCGAUCGAGCGUUUCGAGUAAAACCAACAGCUCAUCUGAGGCUAGCACGUCAAGAGCUUCGAGAUCUUCCACCAUGAAGAAACCUUUAAUUAGUUGAAUACAUCCUCUCAACCAAUCAAACUAACCAUCGUUGAUCCUCUCAGCCAAUUAAAUCAAACAUGACUGAUCUCGGCCAAUCAAAUUAAGCAUUAUUAAUGACUGUUUUGAAAGAAUGUUCAGUUCAUUCACUUUUUCAUUUUUAUAAUUUCUACACACUCAUUACCUUGAAUUGAUUAAUUUUUUGCAAACAUAAAUUUUCGCGAAUUUGGCGAAUUUUAUUUAUAUUUGCGAAAAUAUAACUGCGUGAAAAUUCUCCAAAAUUCGUUAAAAUUGACUUUGGGAAGCUUUUUGAAAAACAGAAAAAAUAUUUUUUCGUCAAUUUUCUUUUUUGUCAAUUUUCUUUUUCGUCAAUUUUCUUUUUCGUCAAUUUUCUUUUUUGUUAAUUUUCUUUUUCGUCAAUUUUCUUUUUCGUUAAUUUUCUUUUUCGUAGUUCAAAUUGCGAGAAAGUAAUACAUUAAUGAAAAUUCUUUUAAAAAAACCUGAAAUGGUUCAUUCGCGAAAUGCAUUUUUAGCGAAAACAAGACUUCGCGAAAGUUAAUCAAUUGAAAAUAUUCUUUCCAGCGUGUGUCAACAUUCUGUAGAACGCGAUGACAGUGGUUAUAUUUCUCAUUAGCAGAUCACGGAGGUGGUAUAGACGAGCAAGGAUUGUUUUUCUUAAAGUGUUGUGGUACAAAAUUUUCUAAUAUUUCAGAGUUUGGUUUAAAGAUUGUUUAUUUAUCUUUUUCGUUUCAAUCACGUGAUAUUUACCUUAAGGCCUUUUAAUCACAAUAAUAAGUUCCGCAAAAAUUUCUUCUCACAAAAAUCUCUAUCCUAAAGUUACCACGAAAUAUGCAAACAAAAACUUCUUUAAACUUUAUUUUUCUAUAUCUACACGAAUUUUUUUUUACUCUCUGCCUGAUGGCUACCUUAAUGGAUAAAAUUUCUCUCGGAUUUAAUUUCGCGGUUAAGCCCUUCCUGGGAAAAUUCACGUGGAUUUAAUUUCGCGUUUUUCGCAAAAACUUAAUCCACGCGAAAUUUUAACCACUAAAGGUACUCCAUCUUUGAAUGUCCUAUUUACUAACGAUUCUCAUUCACAUUUUUUUCGAAAGUAUGGAUUUGUUUUAUUUGAUACUCAACUAAGGAAUUGUGAGAAUGUAAACGCGAGAUUUUUAUUUUUAAUUUCUCUUCUUUUCAUAUUGUAAAUAUAAUGUGAUUUUUACAGCUGUUUAUUUUUGAAACGUUUAUCCGUUUGUGUACAUAUUGUAUGAACUGUUUGAGAUGUCUAAUAUAUUCUUAUAAUUAAAUGAAAGCAGAUAUUUA
Messenger RNA from Hydractinia symbiolongicarpus, 4499 nucleotides. RefSeq lists its product as uncharacterized. The record is from RefSeq and is a predicted model, not a curated record. The transcript has 21 exons. NCBI's taxonomy places the organism in Eukaryota, Metazoa, Cnidaria, Hydrozoa, Anthoathecata, Hydractiniidae. Bases 1270 to 3198 code for a protein of 642 amino acids. Gene Ontology annotation, molecular function: protein binding.